GGCAGCCAUUCACAACACAAAAGGCCGGCAAAAAGCUCCCGGAAUCACCCGCCCUUCCAUGGCCGCCUGCUCAUUCGUCUUUUCUUUGUCUUACUGCUUCACUCUCCUCACCCUUUAUGUUCAUGGAAGCCCAAGCCUCAUCUCUUCCGAUGGCGAUGCUCUCUUGCUUCUUCACGAAGGUCUUGUCGGCGGUCAGGGUCAGCACAAUGCGAGUUUCCGGGAUCCAUGUAAAUCCGCCGGAAUCUUUUGCGGAAGACGGCCGGGGAAUGUUCUGAGAGUCACCCGGAUCGCUUACGAGUCGGAGGGGCUGAGUGGGACUCUUUCGCCGGCGAUUUCGAGGCUGUCGGAGCUCAAAGAGCUCUCUCUUCCGGACAACGAACUCUCCGGCCAAAUACCCGCUCAUAUUCUCAACUGCCGGAAAAUGGAAAUCUUGAAUCUCCGGGGGAACCAGUUUUCCGGCGAGGUCCCACUGAAGCUUUCUUCUUUAGCCCGCCUUCGGAUCCUUGACCUUUCAUCAAACAAGCUAUCUGGGAACCUCAAUUUCUUGCAGAACUUCCCCGACCUCGAAAAGCUCUCCCUUUCCGACAAUCUGUUCACCGGGAAAGUACCCCAGUCCCUGAAAUCGUUCCGGAAUCUCCGUUUCUUGAACAUUUCCGGGAACAGUUUACUGAAAGGUCCGAUGCCGGUGAUGGGUCACGUCGAUUAUCGAUCAGUAUCAGCGUAUCAGCAAAAACGCUUUAUUUUUGCUGAAUUGAAAAACAAAACUUCAUUAGCAUUGAUUCCGAAAGGGAGCGCUCCUCACGCCGGUAAGGCUCAAGGCCCGACUCCCCGGUCAAGCACGGCGGCAGCUGUAGAAAAUCACAACAAGAGCAAAAGGAAACUAAGUAGAUGGAUUAUCGGGUUCACGGCCGGAGCUUUGGCCGGGAUUUCAUCUGGUGUGUUCUUUUCCGUACUUUUCAAGGUACUACUUUUCUUGAUAAACGGGGGUGAGAAACAUUCAAAAUUAACAAUCUUUAGCCCAAUGAUCAAGAAAGCCGAGGACUUGGCCUUCUUGCAGAAAGAAGACGGAUUAUCAUCGUUGGAAAUGAUCGGAAAGGGCGGCUGCGGAGAAGUUUACAAGGCAGAGCUGCCGGGAAGCGACGGGAAAAUGAUCGCUAUAAAGAAGAUCAUCCAGCCGGCAAAGGAUGCUGCCGAGCUCAAAGAAGAAGACAGCAAGGCCAUGAGCAAGAAAAUGCGCCAAAUCAAAUCGGAAGUCCAAAUCUUGGGCCAAAUCCGCCACCGGAAUCUCCUCCCUCUUCUUGCCCACAUGCCAAGACGAGAUUGCCAUUACCUUGUUUACCAAUUCAUGAGGAAUGGGAGCUUGCAUGAUGCCCUUCAGGACGUUUCCAAUGGUAAGAGAGAACUCGAUUGGCUGUCACGCCAUCGGAUUGCGGUGGGGAUCGCUUCCGGUCUCGAGUACCUUCACACUAAUCACACCCAACGAAUAAUCCACCGGGACCUCAAGCCCGCGAAUGUGCUUAUCGACGACGACAUGCAAGCCCGAAUAUCUGAUUUCGGGCUUGCGAAAGCGGUCCCCGACUCCCACACGCACAUCACAACCUCAAAUGUGGCGGGGACGGUGGGGUACAUUGCUCCCGAAUAUCACCAAAUGCUCAAAUUUACGGACAAGUGUGACAUAUACAGCUUUGGCGUUCUGUUGGCGGUUCUUGUGGUGGGGAAGCUCCCAUCGGACGAGUUCUUCCAGACCACCGAGGAGGUGAGUAUAGUGAAGUGGCUGAGGAUGGUGAUGUCUUCCGGAGAUCCUAAGGAAGCCAUUGAUGAUAAGCUCUUAGGGAAUGGGUACGAGGAGCAAAUGAUUUUGGUUCUCAAGAUUGCUUGCUUUUGCACUCUUGAGAAUCCAAAAGAGAGGCCUAAUAGUAAGGAUGUUAGGUGUAUGUUAACUCAGAUAGAGCAUUGAUCGAUUGAGUUAUAAAAGAAUAAAUAUAAGCAAGAUGUUAUGCAAAUAAGCAUGCAUACAUGCAAUGUGUAGUAAAUUAAGAUACAUCUACACACAUGAAAUGUUGAUGUGUGUGUACAAAACAGUAAACCCUAAUUCUCCCUCAUGUUUAGAUGAGUGAAUCCUGACCAUGUGUCAAGUCAACGUGCUUCAUAGUGAGCACUUUGGCGUGCCUCAUAUAUUCACUCUCAAAUUUCCUAUAAUAUGAGUUAAGAAGAGUGGCUUAAUUUCUUUGCGAUAAUGGAAGCUCAUCACUCGACUAAUUUA
Cuscuta europaea is the source of this 2263-nucleotide messenger RNA. The record is from the annotation of a GenBank genome assembly. NCBI's taxonomy places the organism in Eukaryota, Viridiplantae, Streptophyta, Magnoliopsida, Solanales, Convolvulaceae.